This is a messenger RNA of Neoarius graeffei (lesser salmon catfish), 2475 nucleotides long. RefSeq names its product pleckstrin and Sec7 domain containing a (gene psda). Gene Ontology annotation, molecular function: protein binding; phospholipid binding; guanyl-nucleotide exchange factor activity. The transcript has 13 exons. The record is from RefSeq and is a predicted model, not a curated record. NCBI's taxonomy places the organism in Eukaryota, Metazoa, Chordata, Actinopteri, Siluriformes, Ariidae. Bases 372 to 1967 code for a protein of 531 amino acids. Gene Ontology annotation, biological process: regulation of ARF protein signal transduction.
UGAAAAGCAGAAAGCAGCCUGGGAAUGAGAGAGGAAGAGAGACACCCAAAUAGACAGACAGAGAGAGAGGAUGGUUAGAGAGAAUAGAUGAGCAUGAUGUAUUCCAGUCAGAAUAUGACUGAUAAAAGUUUCCAUAGUGUGAGACAGAAACUGAAGACGAGACCAGACACCAGUUCAACAACCAAGAAAGCCACACUGAAGGAGCAAAAGGAGAUGAAACUUUGAGAUUAAAUGGUACAAACGAUGCUCUGGAAUGAGGUGUAAGAUUAGUGUGUUUGUGUGGAUCACAAGCCAAAGAGACGAUGCGGGCCUCUGAGCUCUGUGCAGGUUAAGGAUCUCAUCAGGAGCUUAAACUGCGGGGCUUUAAUGAUAUGGCUCGCUAUAUGCUCUGCUGGGGAGGUGGGGCCUUGGAUGAUCACUACCUGUACGUUCCCUUGCCAGAUGUUUAUCGGGAACGAGCAUCAGGACUUGUCUCACAAUCUGACCAUGAGGUGGCCCAACGCUUGGCACUGGGCAGCAAUGACAACAUUGCUAAUGGUAGCAAGACUGACCUACAGGCUGCUAAACUGUUGGCCAAACGCCUCUACAACCUGGAUGGCUUCAGGAGGUCUGACAUCGCAAGGCAUCUGAGCAAAAAUAAUGAUUUCAGUAGGUUGGUAGCAGAGGAGUACUUGAGUUAUUUCAACUUCGCAGGCAUGCAUGUGGACCAGGCUCUGAGAGUUUUCCUGAGAGAGUUUGCUCUUAUGGGUGAGACGCAGGAGAGAGAACGAGUGCUGACCCAUUUCUCCAGAAGAUACCUCCAGUGCAAUCCCAAUACUAUACCAAAUGAAGACAGUGUCCACACUCUGACCUGCGCUCUGAUGCUGCUGAACACAGACCUUCAUGGUCAUAAUGUAGGGAAGAGAAUGUCAUGUGUGCAGUUCAUAGGCAACCUGGAGGGGUUAAAUGAUGGGCAGGAUUUCCCGAAAGAUCUGCUCAAGGCACUCUAUAACUCCAUCAAGAAUGAGAAGCUGCAGUGGACAAUUGAUGAAGAGGAAGUGCGUAAGUCUGUGUCGGAGCUGGCCAACAGCAGGACAGACUCUGCAUCCCACACUCUGAAGAGGAUUACUAGUGGUGGGGCUCCUCUAGUGGCUCUCGCUCAACAGUCCAACAGUCAGGUCUACAAGAAAGGCUUCCUCGUGCGCAAAGUUCAUGCCGACCCUGAUGGCAAGAGGACGCCUCGAGGUAAGAGAGGAUGGAAAACAUUUUAUGCCAUCCUGAAAGGACUGGUCCUUUAUUUGCAAAAGAGUGAAUAUGGCACUCAUAAGCAGCUGUCUGAUGAGGAUCUGAAGAACGCUGUGUCUAUCCACCACUCUCUAGCUAUGAAGGCAGCAGACUACAGCAAGAGACCCAACGUGUUUUACCUGCGCACUGCUGACUGGAGGGUCUUCCUGUUCCAGGCCCCCAAUGCGGAACAGAUGCAGUCCUGGAUCACGCGCAUCAACACAGUGGCAGCCAUGUUCUCCGCCCCUCCCUUCCCAGCAGCCAUAGGCUCGCAGAAGAAAUUCAUCCGACCUCUUCUGCCAGGCUCCACCACCAAACUGUCCCAGGAGGAGCAAGUGAAAUCUCAUGAAAUGCGCUUCAGAUCUGUCUCCUCUGAGCUGCAGGAGCUGCGCUCUGUUCCUCAGGAGCGGAAGCCCAAAGGGAAGGACCAAGAAGAGGCCAAGCAGAGGGAGGAGUACCUGGAGUUUGAGAAAACCCGCUAUGGGACGUAUGCCAUGUUACUGAGAGCGAAGAUUCGCAUGGGUGAGUCUGAUCUGACGGCGUUCGAGGCUCGUUUGUUUACUGAUGGCACUCUGCAGCGGACGAGCUCCAGCCCCACGUUGGUACAUGACACCAGCCACACCAGCGCCAGCAGCUGCAGCUCCAGAAGUAAGAAGAGCAGCCGAAGUGAGGGCCAGAGACACAAGCCAGCUGUAAAACAGUGAGUCCACUAUGCAGGGCACAUGAUAGUUGCUUUAUGGUGCUCCUGAUCCAGACUGAAGGGCUGAGAAAAGCAUCAGGAUGAGGAAAAAAAAUGGUAGUUUGUGCACUACGCUGCAGUGGCCGCACAUGUUGUGCACUCAGCUCGAGCAGUGCUGGAGGAUGUGAUCGAAGGAGAAGAUCGAAGCUGGGUAUGAUUAGUUACCUCGCUUCCUCACGAAAGCAUGUUUUUGUGGCCAGUGAAUGCAAAACAGGCCGACAGAGGAGUGUGAAUAUAGCCAUCCUCCCUUUAUCUUUAUUACCUUUAUAGCCCGGCUUUAUACUUCUCUUAGCUUAACCUAUAUGCUGUAUAGAAGGUAUAGGCUACUUAAAGCUUUUUGUGCAUAUUUUUUUUUCCUCUUUCAAACAACAUGCCCACACAAGCCAAGUACAAGACUAUCCACCAUAAUGGAGAUUUUUUUCUAGUGUUUGAAGACGAAGACCUGAGCCUCUGAGAUGAUUUUCUUUCUUAAU